Molecule: messenger RNA, 5595 nt
Organism: Chelmon rostratus (copperband butterflyfish)
Lineage: Eukaryota; Metazoa; Chordata; Actinopteri; Chaetodontiformes; Chaetodontidae
Gene: trim66
Product: tripartite motif containing 66
Exons: 19
Coding region: 279-4109 (1276 amino acids)
Molecular function (GO): protein binding; zinc ion binding
Source: RefSeq, a predicted model, not a curated record
UUUUGGCCGGUCUAAAGCGCGACAUCCGAUGGAGGGAGCGACAGUCGGAGAUACACGGGUCAAGUGAGGGGGGUCCUACACAUGGAUGAACUGGGGGAGGAGAGAGCACAGUGAGGCUGUCAUGUAAGCCAUCUCCUCUGGGGCCACCUCUCGGUGCGCGCUGCUUCCUGCCUCAGGUAGAAGCCUCAGUGUGGCUGCGGCUGAGGCGUCGGGCUGCUCGCUCUCCUCUCCUGUCCCUCCCGCUGAGAAGGCAACAGCUCCACGCUCAAAGCACCGAAAUGGAGAAGAGCUGCUCAGAGUGCUCAGAGCCGACACUUGCACACAGCCUGUGUACAGUCUGCAACAAGUGGUUGUGUUACCAGUGCACAGAUGUGCAUCAGCAUCAGAGAGCCCCCACCACUUCACAGUACACAGACUUGCACCCACAGCAGAGGCCCGGUGCCAUGCAGCGUCCUGACCUGCACCAGAGAGGCUCCGGCUCCCUGCCUCCGACUGGACAAGGUCCGGGGUCGUAUCCUUGUUCCCUCCUCAUGUGCCACUCUCACAGACAGGAGCCCUUGGAGCUGUUUUGUGAGUCAUGUGACCUUCUGUGCUGUAGCAGCUGUCACCUGUCCUCCCACAAAAACCACAGGGUGGUGCAGAUUGGGAAGGCCCUGCAGGAUCAGCAGUGGCUGUUGGAGAGCCUGAUGGUGCAGGUGGAGGAGAGGAGGUCUGCAGUGGAGAACAAUGCUAAACAGAUAGAGGACAGGCUUCAUGGAGUAAAGAUUGCACACAGGAAGGCAGAGAACCAGAUUAAAAUGGCAAAGAUGAUUAUGAUGAACGAGCUUAACAAACGAGCCAACCUAUUAAUAGAGCAACUGGAGAAAAUCUCGGAGGACUUCCAGCAGCAUCUGGAGGACCAGCUGCAGGGGGCAAUAGAGAUAUGUGGCCAGCUGGACCAUGUUCAGAAGUUCAUCACCUGGGCCACGACCCACCACUGCAGAGGCCCGGUGCUCUUCAGCCGGGCUCUGAUUUCGCUCCAGAUGCAGCAACUGCUUGAGCCGUCAUUUCACUCAGACUCCUGGAGUCCUGUCAAGAUCAGAUUCAACUGGGAUGCCAGUUACUGGACGAAGCAGAUUUCCUCUUUAGGCCAGCUCACUGUUGAAGGGGGAAACUGCACUUAUCCUCAGGGCUUGGCCUGCUCCAGUAUUCUGAGGCCUCAGCCAAUCACCUGCUUGGCUCUGCCGCCUGUGUGUCACAGAGGACGUGAGCCGAGCUGUGGGUACAAGGCCUGCUGUGAGCCCCAGAUGUGUUGCCUGCACGGCAUUCCCUCUCAACCAGAUCUGUCCGGUCUAGACAAAAGCCAGCUGGAAGCCUCUCUUUGUACCUCCAGCUGUGUUCAGCCUGCCCUUAUCUCCGCCUCCUUGCACCAGAGCCAGCAGCUCCAGAGGUGCUGGGACCCAGACAACUCAUCGCAGUGUCCUCCCCCUUCAUCACCCGUAGCAAUGAUGGGACCCAUCCAGCUCAACUGCAGUCGAGGAUCAACAUCCCAGCCACAAGCUACUGCUUCUCAGCCCCAGCCUCACACAAAAUCUUAUCUCUACCACCAACGCCAGAGAGAGGUUCCUCCAGAUAGCCAGGCACAGCCAAGUGCAGACCGUAGCAGGCCAGGCCAGUGUCAGGGGAAGCUGUCGACCAGCGCCGCUCUGCUGCAGGAUCUCAGCCACUCAGCUGUGGACAGAGAUGUGAUGACUGAAGACAUCUGGGAGGAGAGAUGCAGGGUGGAGGAGGCUCGGGGACAGACGACGGCAGCUGAUUGCAGAGAGCUGCUGGAUGAGGAGCUGCAGCAGGACAGGAGGGAGCAGAGUCCUGUCCAACAUCAGCAGCAGCUCCAUGUUCCUCUUGCAGCAGAGCUGAGAAAGGAGCCGCAGAGGAACAGACCUGCACUGCUACUCAGAGACCACAGAGACGGCAGGUCUGAAUCCUGCAUACCUCUCCCAAGGGCCACGGAUCAGAGAUCCACGUCCCUGGAGGUGUCAAUGACAGCCCACGAGUGUGUGUCUGAUGUGCAGAGCAGCAGGCUCAGCCCGAGUUUAGUGUGCGCGAGGAGGAAGAGGCGCUCCCAAAGCAUCCCGGCGGAACUGGUGGCUCCAUCUAGCAGCCCUUACUCCGAAAGGCCCACAGGAUGCACUCACGGCCUGGAGGCAGGAGCUGCAAAUAAGUGUGCCAGCGUGGAUCCCAGACAGAGGAGAGCUUCAGAUGGGGUUCUCUGUGUUGUCAAAGAAACUUCGACUGACACAGCACCCUCCAGAGGCCACCGGUCUCCUCUGCUGUCCUAUAAGACUGAGCCAGAUCAUUGUUUUUCUCACGUGAAUGAAGAGAUUGAUUAUGAUGCCGAGGAGAAAAGCAGGAUGUCGAGAAAUGGCCACAACAGUAGCACGGAUGUUCAGAAGGACUCGAGAAGGCCCAGGGUUCCAGUGGUUUGCUUAGAGCGUCUCAAAAUACUUGUGUCUCAGCUCCCCCCACAUGGACGACGGCAGAGUGACCCUCUUCCUGCCAGCGGGGCGGAGAGGAGUGACGCCCUCCUGCAGCAGAGAGCCUGGCACGAAGCAACACCUGAAGGACUACCUGGAGGCUCUGAGACCACGAGGACCACCCACUCACUCACAGCACCACCAUAUGCAGAGCGUCAGUAUACCACACACUCCACCACCAGUGAGACCGACAGUCGAGGGAGAAUCAGCUCUCAUAAAGCAUCCACACUGCUGACCGCUGACCCCGAACACUUGCCACAGAGUUACUCCACACUGGAUCUGGACUCUGACUCUGAUCCCAGGUCAGUCUCAGAAGAAGACGUAGUUGUUUCUUGGACUGAUCCAGACCCACAGCUAGACUCAGAUGCAUCGCCAGAGUCUGACCCAAAUGCAGAGUCUUCAUCGGAGGCUGAACUUGAAUGUGUGGCUGAGGAGAAAUCGGUGGCUGCAGGAGAGAUGGGGCUCUGCGCUGAAACUGGUAUUGCAGGAGAUUCAGAGCCAAGUCUCGAGUAUGAGGCAGACCCAGAAUCAGAUGCAGGGGUAGGAUCAGAGGAUGGCCGAGGGCUGGACGCUGAUGCGGAAUCAGGCGAUGCUGAAACGGGGUCAGAUGUCCAGCCUAACUAUGACCCCAGUUUCCAUGCAGAGACUGAUUCUGACGUCGUAUCCGAUCAGCCUCCAGACUCUCAGGGCUCUCUGGAGUCCGAGCUCGACGUAGAAUCGGAACCUGAACUGACAACCGACGAACCGCAACCCCUUCGCUCUGACCUGGAGGAGGAGUCCCACAUUGGUCCCGGUCAGAGGCCGCUUCUGAUUGCAAACCCCGUCGCCCAGAGGGGCACAGACGAAGUCCAGCCUGACCAGGACAACACAGAGAUGGAGAGUGAGGACUUCUGUGCUGUGUGUCUGAUUGGAGGAGACCUGCUGUGCUGUGACCGCUGUCCCAAAGUCUUUCAUCUGUCUUGCCAUAUCCCGUCUCUGCUAAGCUUCCCCUCAGGUGACUGGGUGUGCAGCCUGUGCAGAGACGUUGUGCAGCCAGAGGUUGAGUACGACUGUGAGAAUGAAAGAACAUCUGGAGAACACACAUUGGCACAUGGACUGCCUGCAUGUGACCAGAGAAAAUGUGAGCGGCUGACUCUUCUGAUCCUCAGUAACAUCCUGAGCGCUCCCUUUCAUGAGCCCGUCAGUCCACUUUGUUUUUUCACGCAGGCUCGUCAUUACUACCAGAUCAUCAAGAGGCCGAUGGACCUGUCUGUGAUCAGGGCUAAACUCAACAAGAGGAAUACCCGACAUUAUAGGUCACCGGAGCAGUUUGUUGCCGAUGUCUAUCUUAUGUUCCGCAACUGUGCAAAGUUCAAUUAUCCUGACUCUGAGGUGGCUCAGGCAGGCCGCAGCCUCGAGGCGUUCUUCAUCUCCAAGCUGAAGGAAGUGUUCCCAGACCGAGGCUUCCCUGCGGCUGAGGCGGACUCUGACAGCGACGAGUACGAUGAGGCCUACAGGGCUGCUGAGGGUGGUUUCCCCUGGCCCGAGAGGAGGGAGCAGUGCCACAGGAAGAGGAAGAGGAGAAACUCUCUCAAGGCCAGGAGACAUCACUUCUAACCAGAUGUGAAUGGAUUGCAACCAUGGAUGCAAACAUGCUGCAUUUCUGUGUAAUUAUGCUGUUUUUAUUUAGCAGCCUGUGGGGCUGUAACUGUUUCCAUUCUGUAAUCUGAAAGUAGCCCUAAUUUGUGGUUUGCAAUAUUAUAUCACAGUGCUGCCAUCCGAUGGCAGCAGAACAUAUUGACGUGCUGCUCCAAAUAUUUGAAAGGAGGGGCAAUUAUUAUCCCUGCAGGCGUCAACUGAGCAGAGGAGCAGAGAGUGUAAAAAUCAUUUGGUUACAUGCUAUAUGCUACACAUCUGGAAGCGUAUCUCUUUGGAGAAAAAAAGAUGGCUCAGGCGGAAUUUAUUGGGUUGCUUCUGCAGCCUUGAAACAAGUUGUAAGAGUGAGGCAAUGCUGGAAUUGCUUUAUCAUAUGUUGGCUUUUUGCUCCUGACGUAACUCACUGUAUUUCCGUCCAAAGCUCCUAAAAUCACAUACCUGGUGUUAUAUGCUAUAUUGUUCAAAGAGGAUGCUGUAGUUGGAUGUUUAUUAAUCUCACUUUGGAUCUUUAUUAAGUGGAUUUUUUUAAGUGAACGUAGCUCUGAUUAUACACGGCACUUUGAAACUUUGAUAUUGGUAAAUACUGUAUUUACCGUAUUCGUAAACAUAUUUAUACAUGUGUACCUGUACAGAACUUUAUUUUACUAUAUUUUCCAUUUUAAUUACUAAAUGAUUGCAGGCAAUUAUCAUAAGUAUGAUUAUUGAUAUAAUUAUGUGUCUUGGUAGCUUUUUUUUUUUUUUUUUAAAGCAGCAGUGAAUCUUGUUGACUUUGUCUUUUGGACCAGAGUGCAGUACAGAAUGUGAGAGGUUGGGGGUGCUAUAGCCAGUGUUCGAGCUCAACAAAGCACAUGUCUUUUCAUGCUUGUUAAAAGAUUUAAUAUCCAGGUCAACCAAUCCAAGACUGAUUUGUAUUUUGCAUUUAACCAUAAAUGAGGUCUGUGUAUACAUUAUGUAACCUUUCUGUUCCACCUGUGUUUCAGCAAAAUAUGAAAAACAUCUCAGGCUUAAUAAGAGUGUAAGGUAUUGAUACCAUUCAGUAUUUAUGAUUAGAAACGCGUCCUUGCUGUUUGUAGAGCCACACUGCUGAGAGGAAAUAUGUGGUUUUUAUAGUAGCUGCUGUUGUAGAGCAUUUCCUGUUUUUAAAUAUUCUUUACCUGCUUCCUGCAGCUUGAGAUAGAUUUUACUUGACAUUUAGCAUAAUUACUGCACAAAACGAUUGUCUGUGCACUCCUUGAUUAUCGUCAAGAGUAGUGAAUGUACAGUAUAUGGUACUUCCUUUGAAAUUAAUAGAUGUAAUAAUAUUUCCUAUUGUACGAGGGAAUAUUAAUCAAGUGUAGUUGCUGUCACUGUUUCAGAACAGUCUGCUUCAUUUCUUUCAUUUUUUUACUGUAACAGUCAAUGAUAAAUGCACAUAUAUUGCUAUCAAUAAAAUGCAUUCCAGAGACAA